AUGGAUGGACUUCUCAUCAAUUCAGAAGACAUAAUAACCGAGUCAAUCAACGAAUUGCUCCAGAAGUAUGAGCGACCUGUGUUUAUCCCGUCAAUCCGAGCGAAGCUCAUGGGAAUCCCCGAUUCAACAAACGGGGAUGUCUUCCACAACUGGGCCAAUUUGCCUAUCUCCCGUGAGGAUUUUGCUCGCGAAUCAAAAGAGCAAAUGCGAUUACAUUUUCCGAGCUGUACGCCCCUACCUGGUAGUGAGAAACUUCUGUCAAACCUCCGCCGCGCCCAGAGUGCUGUCUCCGGGGAGAAAAUCGAGCUAGCAUUGGCGUCUACGACGAAGACGUCUACCUUUGAAUUAAAAGUGUCGAAACCGGAGACGAGACGGCUGCUUGAUUUCUUUGAAUCCAGUAGAAGAAUCCUGGGUGACGAUCCACGAAUCGGUGAGGGUCGAAGCAAGCCCGCACCGGAUAUGUAUCUCUUGGCACUGAAGGUGUUGAAUGAGGCCGUAUCACUGUCGGGCGCAAAGCCUAUCUUGCCGAGCGAGUGUUUGGUAUUUGAAGAUAGUGUAAUUGGAGUUGAGGCGGGAAGAAGAGCAGGAAUGAGGGUUGUUUGGGUACCGCAUCCAGAUGUGACUGUCGAAUAUGAAUCGAGAAAAAGGGAAGUGUUGGCUGGGAGGACAGGAUUGAUCGAGAUUGGAGACGAGUGGCAGCUGGGAGACGUUGAUGAUGGCUGGGCAGAAAGUAUACCCAGCUUAGAAUGCUUUGAUUACGAUACAUAUGGUAUCAAUGUGCGAUAA
Molecule: messenger RNA, 786 nt
Organism: Aspergillus affinis
Lineage: Eukaryota; Fungi; Ascomycota; Eurotiomycetes; Eurotiales; Aspergillaceae
Product: putative HAD superfamily hydrolase
Exons: 1
Coding region: 1-786 (261 amino acids)
Molecular function (GO): phosphatase activity
Source: RefSeq, a predicted model, not a curated record